Spea bombifrons (plains spadefoot toad) is the source of this 1659-nucleotide messenger RNA. It is a transcript of the gene BARX2, whose product is annotated as BARX homeobox 2. Gene Ontology annotation, molecular function: DNA binding; DNA-binding transcription factor activity, RNA polymerase II-specific. The coding region runs from base 182 to 1060 and encodes 292 amino acids. Gene Ontology annotation, biological process: regulation of DNA-templated transcription. The transcript is spliced from 4 exons. The record is from RefSeq and is a predicted model, not a curated record. Lineage: Eukaryota; Metazoa; Chordata; Amphibia; Anura; Pelobatidae.
UCACAACAUGGAGAGGGCGAGCUCCCGGCCGCAAAGCGCUCUGAUUGACAGCUCCAGUGUCCUAAAAAGGGAUUGAAAUGAUGUGUAUCAGACGGUUUAUAUAGGAGGGCAGAAAGGCACUGAGCACGGGCACACACAGCCCUAACCCCGCACACUUCAGGAUAACGUGCCCCGGCUCACCAUGCACUGCCAGGCCGAGCUAAGGCUCACCUCUCCCGGCCAGCUCAAGGCAGCCAGGCGGCGCUACAAAUCCUUCAUGAUCGACGAGAUUCUGUCCAAGGAGACGUGCGACUACUUCGAGAAGCUGUCCCUGUACUCGGUGUGCCCGUCCCUGCUGGUCAGACCCAAACCCCUGCACUCCUGUACCGGCUCAUCUCCUCUCAGAUCAUAUCCUCUUCUCUCCGUGAUCUCCCGGCAGCCCGGCGUGGUUACACAUUUGGUCCCUUCACCCUCAUCCCCUAACGUCCAGGUGCUCUCCCCAACACACCUGUCUCCGGGAUGCGUACGUCCUGAGACCCCUGCCAGUGAAGCCCACCCCAGCAGUGAAUCAGAACACGAGCAAUCUAUCUCUAGAGCGAAAAAACCUCGGCGCAGCAGAACCAUCUUCACUGAACUGCAGCUUAUGGGCCUGGAAAAGAAAUUCCAGAAGCAGAAAUAUUUGUCCACCCCAGACCGCCUAGACCUGGCUCAGUCUCUGGGUCUAACACAACUGCAGGUCAAGACCUGGUAUCAAAAUCGCAGGAUGAAAUGGAAAAAAAUUGUGCUCAAAGGUGGACAAGAGGCGCCCACCAAACCCAAAGGACGUCCUAAGAAAAAUUCCAUCCCUACUUCUGAAGAAAUAGAGGCUGAGGAGAGGCUGAGCAGACUGGCACAAGCUUCGGAACUUGAAGAAGAUGAGGAGGAGAAGCAGGAUAAAGAAUCAGAAGACAACGAGGAUGGUCAGAAAAUGCUCCAGGUGACUGUGGAAGACGAAUACAAGAAUCUUGAGUCUCCUUCACCGACGUUGCCACCACCAUCAUCAUCCGAGGUCUCGUCCAGUGAAGGAACUGCCUUGGUCUAAAUGGACAGCAUCUGACAAAACAAACUAUUGAUAAUUCUGGACAUAGAGCUGCUGGAACGACCCAGGUGGGCUCUGCGGACUCAGUACAUGUUCAGGACAUGUUGGUUAUAGAAAUCUCCCACUAUUUCCUUUCACCUAAAAGGGAAGUGGUUAAAGCUGCCAUGUACGAGAAUGGAAAAUCUCCAUGACUAAUGCCAAAGGAGUCUCUUACUGUGUUAAUAUGACAGGGAUGUUUGCUGUGUUGGUAAAACAAUCAGACAGUGUAUAUAUAGUGUUCUUUAUUUUUGUGCCAGGAACUGCCGUGGAAAAGAAAGUGUUCCCCUAUUGUGACUUGGGAAUGCCUUCAAUUAAGUGCCUUUAUUUUGCAUGUUAAACGUCGAAAAACUAAAGGAAUAUUACAAGUGUCUGCAGAACAGUCCUAUUAUAACCUUCUCUGGUAUAUUAAUUCCAAUAUGGGUGAAUAACACAUGGAACCCCCCAAAUUCCAGACAGAGGGAACAAUACCUUGGUAGGAAGGUUUGAGAAGAGUUGCUAAGCUCUUAGCUUCUAAACCCCUGAAAAGAAUUUCCAUGGUUUAUAAAACUGAUUUCGGACAAAAA